UGCGCACCUGCAGUCGCCACCCGGACAAUUCUGCCUUUUCAUUUUCUUCUGUAUCAUUGGGAUCUCUGGCCCUUGAAGUUUGACUCGGGCUCAGCUGUGCCCGUCCAGCUCGACGCGAAGUCCGGAUUUUGGUUACGAAAACACCGGCAGGAAAUCAGACAGUAUUCUCAAUAAUCGAAUCUAUAUCCCGUCGUUCCUCAGUCACCUUUCCUGAUCCUUAGAAACCUAACAGACGACCAAGUUGUACGACCACAGACGAUCUUCCACAGCGCACCAGAAUCUUCUUCAAAAUCGCCUUAACCGUUCCUUUACCUCAUACUCGCACAUGUCACUCAGUCCAGUCGCAGCUUCUGCUGCUGCUGUCCUAAAUCUGAGCAAUGACGGCUUGCGUUCAGCCUCUCCCAGUGCUUCUCCACCCGCACUACCAGACGUUCUUUCCGAAUUCUCGUGCCAAUACCCAACAAUGUCAUCAUUGCCCUCUCCACCCCUUCUCACACCCGACCAAGUCUCAAGUGUUUCAUUCAAUGUUGACGUGAACGCUAUGCAGACACACUUGGAGAUCGACCCGUUUGCCCUCCAAGAAAUGGCAAUGGACAGUGCGAUGGUGCAGGAUUCCCAUCAACUUGACCCCUCGGCUACUCCUGCUGCUGCGUUUUCGAUAUCGUCAAGUCAACCAGAGUCGGCUUACAUCGCUUUCAAUUCGACGAUAACGCCUACUCUCGAGCAAGCAAUGACAAUCGAACUUCCCUCUUCCAGUACCUCGUCCUCAGUUUCCUCUCCAUUACCCAAUCAAAUUCAAAUCCCUUCUCCUUCGUUAUCAUCAAUACAUACAAAUGUUCCUUCUUACGGUGCUAAUGUAGGGGUCACCGCAACACCUUCAUCACUUCAGUCAGCUCUUUCCCUUGACCCGGCCGGAGGUGCUGCUGUAGGUGGCCUAACUUCUCCCAAUUUGGCUUCGAAUGUCGCUCCAGAUCGUGCAUCUGGAUCAUCCCGUGUUGGUUCCAUUAGUUUUCCUAUGGUACAAGACCUUGCGGUGAAAAAGGAAGACUCCGCGUUGAGCCUCGGAGGUUCGAUGUUGGAAGAGAUCGUUAAAUCGGCCUCAGCAGCAGCGUCCCUAUGUCGCUCUGGCAGGGGCGCGGAGGCCAGUAAAAUAGUGGGUGACUUGGGUGAGAAGCUUGCUUUUGUGUCUGAUGUCAUCUCUGGAAUGAGCGGUCUAACUGUGGGGGAAAACGGUGUAACACUGUCGCCUUCGUCCCAUUCCCCGCCUCAUCAGGUAUCCCAUGCCACUCCUUUACAUUCCUUUCCUCAUUUGCUAUCGCAAACCCCCGUCUUUACCACAAACUCUGAAUACUAUCCGCCCUCUCAUCCCCAGCAAGCGCCAAUCUUGAUUCCCAUACCAGAGUCAUCUCAGCUCAUAUUCUCAACCGGAACCGGUGUUACGCCUGAUCCGGACGUGAACGUUCCGCUUCCGCUAUCGGGCUCAGUGCAAGGAGGUACAUCGAUACCACCUUCGUUGUCUCAUACGUCAGCGUCAACACCUCCCGGGCAAGAGUCAUCGCGCAAACGAUGCGCUUCAGAAAUCGACGUCGGCCGACCGAUCAAGGCUUUGAAGGCGGAGCCUCAAGAAGACUUGCUGUAUAAUACGUCACAGCCUGGUGUUCCUCCCAAACACGCCAAUACCCUUCAAUCCCCCCCACCGUCCCGCCCCACCACACCGCCAUCAGUACAAACCGCAUUCGUUUUUAACCCUGUGAAAACUCCCCCGCAUUCACAAACCACACCUUACCCACCUUCAACACCCUCCUCUCAGUCGAGUUACGGAUAUAACUCAGCUACCGUAUCAACACCCGAUCUGACUGCGAAAGUCACUGCACCUGUCUUUCCCCGUAGCGCAUGGUCAGAAAGUGUUGUUCCUACGAUAGGGGGCCAGUCGAGGCAUAGUCAUUCAUUGUCCACGGGGUCCAUUACGACCCCCUCGUCUUCUGGUGCCGGAACCGGAGGCAGUAGUCCCGUUUCGCACACUGGUUCUACUUCGAGUGCGAGUGCCACUACCGCGGUGCAAACAUCGCCAUCCAGGUUCUCCGCUGGCGUGAAUGGAAGGAUCAAUGGGAGGAUGACCAGGAGUGGCUCGAUUGGGACUCUGGGCACACAUCCAUUUACGUAUACAUACCCCUCACCCAGCCAACUACAGCCCGUAAUUGGCUCCAGUCGCCUGGACACAACUGGUGGAGGAACUGGACCAGGUUCUGCGAGUUCAGCUCCUACGACUGCUAAGAAUUCUCCCGAGGAGACCCAUGAGGGUGACGACGGUGACGACGGUGAUGAUGAGGCCGGAAGGGGAGGUAGUACACAUGCUACUGGUUCAGGAUCCGAUGUACCUCAAGAGUAUCGAUCCGAAGUGGAUCGAAUCUUUUUCGAGUUCUUGAACAAGAUUUGCUCCAACCUGGAGGCGACCGAUGCAAAAGGCGAUCCGAUCCAUCAAACCCUAAUGCCCAAAAAAAUGCAGCGUCUAGACGAGUCGCCCGACUUCCGACCGUUCAAGUUUCGGAUACUAGCCUUUACUACCGCAUUCUUGGAGGAGUUGGCCAGGCAGGGAUAUCCAGAAGAGAAGAUACCCAUGAAGAAGAUCCGGAACUACCUUUGGCGUCAUCCAUAUAUCCAAAGAUACAAUGAGGACGGCAAAAAAGCCAAAUCCAAAGGCAAUUAUAUAUGGAAUGUCGAAGCUCGAAAAACCAACAACCUGAAUGGUCAAUGGGAGUUUCGGCCCUUCCAACGAAAAUUGGCGGGAAUCCCUCCUGUUAUUGCUUACUGCGGCUUGAAGUGGAGCUGGCAUCCACACAUCUGGGAUCCCCAAGCAAGCUUCGUUAGCGUUCCAGUACAUUAUAGUAGCCCAACUCUACCGUCAUGGUUAUCGUGGAAAGGGGAAGAAUUGAGUGGAACCCCUCCAGCGGGUGCGCAGAGUUGUGAUAUAAGAGUUGAUGCGAAGUUCAUUUUGGACGGACAGGAAGGCCAUCUAUCCUCAACUUUCCAUCUGAAUGUCGCUCCUAGAUCAUCUAUGGAUUCGGGUUAUAGUUUACCAAGGAGCCAGAGUGAUACACUGUUACACCAAGCUCCUAUGAGGGCUGCAGCUAGCAGAGCCGCUACCGCUCACAUUGCUCAUUCUCAUUCGCAUACUCAGCACACAACCCUUUCUUCAGUUUCCUCCCACCCUUCGCAUCCGGUACAUUCCACGAUUCCCUCUUCCCAUCCAUCUGUUGUUACCUCCAACUCCACCGAGAAUGCGCCCGCGCGAGUGGUCGAAGUCUUACAAAAUGUCGCUCAACGAGUCACAGAAGAGGCGGCUAACACAACGCAGAUACAGCAUCAAAUACACGCCACUCCUGUCACUCCCAGCGCCACAGCAAACGCCAACGCCGUGGCUAAUCACCUACAAGACCUUGUUAAACAAAAACACGCCGUUGAGCAAUCGCUCGUUGCAUACGAUCGUGCUUUGACCGGUCCUACACCACCAGAAACACACCGUCUUGCAGUGGCAGCGCAGCUAGUUGUUGCAGAGGCAGCGCAAAAUGUUAGCCCAGGUGGUGUCACGCCACUGGUGGCGAUCCAGACAGCUAGUGUUGGCGAUAUGACGGAUGGCGUACAAGAGGCGCUGGCCGUUGCAGUGCAGGCCGUCAAGAUGCAAAUCGCUGGUCACGCAAGUGAUUUGGAAGUCAUUGAAGUUACGAGGAGUUUGUUGGCCUCGAAAAAUUCAAGUGCAAAUGCAGCAACUGGUUCUGGUGCACCGAUGAAUGGUGUCAUCUCCACGGGGACCGCUAUUCAAUCUGGACAGGUGAAUAUGCCUUCAACAGGAACAAUGGCUGUACCGAAUCCGUAUCCGCCGGCAUAUCCGGUCUCGAGCUAUGUGUGAACUGACGAAGUUAAUUCCCCAAUUUCUCGCUUCCGUUUUCUUUGGUCUGGGAAUUACGCAAUAUAUUAUUUUUGUGUCUUCUUUGGGUUUCACGUUUUUUGUUCUGCAUUUUCUGGGUCCAUGGUUACUCUUGGGGACUUUUGUGUUAAAACAAACCACAUACAUUUAUAUUACGAUUUUUGUUGAACUAUGAUACUCCAGCAUAUACUUGACUUAGAGUCUGAUCGUAUCUUUCAGAGAGUCCCCUUCCUUCUCUCUUGCUCAUCGUGUUUUCAACGUUCUUGUUUUGGUUUUCGAACGUUUUCUACUUCACUUUUUUGGUGGUGAAACAAGGAGAGCGGCGUCACGUCUAUACUGUACAUUUCCUUUUCCAAUCUCUUCUUUCAUAUCCACAUGUAUCCCUUACCCAAUUAGUGUACUACUACCGCACGUACAUAGUACAAACUAAAUGAUGAAUUUCUUGAAUUCUU
Molecule: messenger RNA, 4377 nt
Organism: Marasmius oreades (fairy-ring Marasmius)
Lineage: Eukaryota; Fungi; Basidiomycota; Agaricomycetes; Agaricales; Marasmiaceae
Exons: 5
Coding region: 326-3907 (1193 amino acids)
Cellular component (GO): membrane
Molecular function (GO): calcium ion binding
Source: RefSeq, a predicted model, not a curated record